AUGCGCAGUCUCCGGCUUGCGCGUUUUGGGAUUCUGCGGCGACUCCCUGCGGCGGACCGCCUGUCUUUUUCAUCUACAACACCACGCUUGAUUACACAUCCUUGCAAGAAAAAUAUAGCGCUAUAUCUAGGAGUACCAGAAGUGACAUCAGCACAUUUCACCAGUUCACUAUUGCUGUUAGUAGUGGCUCAAAAAGUCUAUAUUUAUGAUUAUGAAAAUGACUCCUGGAAUGUGACUUUCGGUAUAAAACACCCUGUUACACAUGUCUCCGGUGAUAACUGCUGUUAUACUGAAACUCUGUUCUGUAUGGAGAUCGGUAAUUUGGUUUUUGCAUAUUUUCGAGGAGAUCAGAUAUCUCAGACCUAUAUAUAUUAUUCGAAUAAUGGGGGAUUCAUUUUUUGGAAGUAUCACUAUGACAGACAGGCAGAAAUCACCGGGUCUUUAGGUGGAAUCUUCCAGUUUUUUUCUUUGUCACAGGUUGGGAUCCUUGUAGUUGAUCAAGGGAAGGGCAUGUUCAAGUACUCAGACCACCCCCUCAACCGGAGUUUAGGGCUGUCAUUUGACUAUAACGGGACUCUCGACAUCCUCAUCGUCCCUGGCCAGAGAGGCAUUCUGCUUCUGUGGUUCGAGCACAGCCUGUUGUUUUCCCAUAAUGCAGGUCAGCUCGUUGACACCGUCCGGGUGAAAAAAGGAGACCAGACCUUGUUUUCUUCCAUGUUCGAAGCCAGUGUCACCAUCCACAACAUUGCUGUCAAUGAAAACGAACUGGCAGUUAUAACUCGGGAGGACAAUUUGUAUUAUGGGAAUCUGGGUGUCGUGCCAAGUUCCGUAAUCAAAGUGAUGGUGAGCAACCCCUACUCCCUGGGGUUCCAGGCCACCUUCUAUGAGAGCGGUCACACGUUAGACGGGAACACCAAGUACAAUCUGGAUAUUUGCCUAAAACAGCAGCAGCACUGGGGCAGGACCAACCCCAACUUCACUUCCAGCUUAAAGAGAGCCACCAUAUCUACUGUAACUGUGGACAUAGCAAACAAGGAAAUUUCAUGUGUGGAUGUCAAGCCCCUGUCAACCCUGAUUUCAAUCGGCUGUGACCUGGAUAAAAGGAUCGUCAUCCAGAACAAAAUUUCCGCCUGUUCCAAGGGCAUCCUGGACGCUUUGACCCUACAAGACAAUUACAGCUUCAUCAUCGAGAAGGAAUUCUACGACCCCAGCUUCCAGGGGCAGCCGUCCUCCCAGGACCUGCAUGUGCCCUACUCCUACAGUCAACUGGGCUGUCCGCUCCUCGUCUACUACGACACCCCAUGGAAGCCCGUGGUGGAGCUGUGGCGAAAAGACACUUUCCAGGAGAUUGUCGACGCUGAGUAUGUGUUACUGGAGGUGAAUGGGCAGUUCUCCUACAGGUAUUCCCUGACGGCCCAGUCGGCGCUGUGCACCUCCCAGCCACAGAACUGGACCACCAUGAUAAAGGAAUUCGGGAUGCCCUUUCUCUGGAACAGAGAGAACUACGUGAGCUGCCACGACUCCAACAGGAAUGCUACUUUGAGAUGGCCAGAUGUCCAGUAUCAGAUCUUGGGUGGCCGCACAACAAACCAGAUAAUUUUCAGCCACAACAAUGAGGGUGAAAGUCCAGCCCCUGAAAAAACUUGUGGAGAUCCUGCCUUCCCUACGUACAGGCCUCAGACUAGGAGGAUCAGCUCUGAGUGGCUGCAGGUGGAAGGCCCUGGGUAG
Molecule: messenger RNA, 1728 nt
Organism: Cebus imitator (Panamanian white-faced capuchin)
Lineage: Eukaryota; Metazoa; Chordata; Mammalia; Primates; Cebidae
Gene: CATSPERD
Product: cation channel sperm associated auxiliary subunit delta
Exons: 18
Coding region: 1-1728 (575 amino acids)
Biological process (GO): sperm capacitation; flagellated sperm motility
Cellular component (GO): CatSper complex; sperm principal piece
Source: RefSeq, a predicted model, not a curated record